AUGCGCAGACAAAGGACGACACGUCGCCGCCGACCAAACAUGCCACGAAUCUACAGACCUACCUUUGGUGUCGAACUCCUGAUGGCCCACGUUGCCGUUCUAUCUUCUCCCGCAGCCAAAGCCUUCUUUAAGAAUGCCAAUAUUCCACAACGAUUCAGCAAGGUCAUCAACUGCUUUCGUGCUGCAAUGAACCCAGAUGAAUUGAGAUCAGACAUGUCAGAUGAUGCUAAGACAGCAAGGUACCCAAUAAUCUGGGAUUCAGGUGCAACAACCUCAAUCUCACCUUACAAGGACGACUUUGUGGGAAAACUUGAGCCAGCAUCUCUUGGACUCAAGCUUCAUGGAAUCGCUAGUGGCCUGAAAAUCAAAGGAAUUGGACAUGUUGCAUGGUCAGUGGUUGACACAACUGGCAUGUUACAAACAAUCAAGGUGCCUGCCCUAUACGUACCUUCUGCCACAGCUCGAUUGCUCAGUACUUCAAGUUUGCUCCAGACAUACACCGAUGAGUCCAUCUCAAUGAACGCUGAUCAUCUACAGUUGUCAGGAUCAGACAAAACAAAUCCAGUACAUGUUGACCAUGACCCUUCAACAAACUUGCCAACAUCGCUUGCCUACUCCCAUGGAACCGCCCCUAACCAAUUUGAUGCAUUCGCCAGCAUCAUCACGUCCACCUUGGAGUCAAACCACAACCUCAGUCCCGCAGAGAAAGAACUCCUAAGAUGGCACCAUCGGCUUGGCCAUCUCAACUUCAGUCAGAUCCAAUUUCUCCUUGUUAGAAUAAAGCAAAAUGUGCUCUAUCGUGAGUGCCUUUAG
Molecule: messenger RNA, 813 nt
Organism: Cylindrotheca closterium
Lineage: Eukaryota; Bacillariophyta; Bacillariophyceae; Bacillariales; Bacillariaceae
Source: the annotation of a GenBank genome assembly